AGUUGAGGGGAGGGAGGGAGGAGGAGGAGGAGGAGGGAGGAGAGUGGACGAAGCUGGCCGCAAUGCAGGGCGCAGCUCUGAUGGGAGCCUGCGCUGCUUCGACAGUGGCUCUCAAUGUCGCCAUGCAGCAGUUCGCCGGAGCCGGGGGAAUGGGGGACACAGGAAAUGGAUCGGAAGAUGAUGAUUAUCCUCCGAGCCUUUUAGCUGCGAACAUGAAUGCGCAGUUUCUAGCUGUGAUGUGCGCUGGAGGGAUCACGAGCGAGGAUCUGUUCGGGUCGACUAGUCCUCAGCUUUGGUACAUAAAACCCCGAUCGACUCAGUGGUGGGAUGUGUUCGUCAGUCAACCCGAGAAUGAGGAGCCCGAGAAGUGGAAGACUCUGUUUAGGGUUUCGAAGCCCACCUUCGAUUACAUUUGUGGCCUGGUACGUGCAGACAUGGAGACUUUUAAGAAUCCUUCCAAUUUUUCCCACAUUAAGGGGCGCGAAAUCACGGUCGAGAAGCAGGUGGCCGUAGCACUUCGGAGGCUGAGCUCUGGAGAUCCUGUGUCAACGGUGGGCGAGCUUUUCGGUGUUGGAAAUGCCACCGUCUCAAAAGUCACCUGGAGGUUUAUCAAAGCCAUUGUGGAGCGUGCCCGCCACCAUCUCAAGUGGCCAGAGGGUGAGCAGAUGGAACGAGUGAAGGCCUCGUUCGAAGACCUGACCGGGCUCCCGAAUUGUUGUGGUGUUGUUGGAUUGACCCAUAUCCGGAUCCUUUUCCCACCAGAAGAGUCUUCUGUACAGUGGAUGGACCGGGUUGGAAACAUCAGCAUGGUUUCUCAAGCCAUAGUAGACACGAAUAUGCGCUUUCUCGAUGUUUGUAUAGGAUGGCCAGGAGCAAAUGAAGAUGCUGAAGUCCUACAAAACUCAACUUUUUACAGGCUGAGUGAAUCUGGAGAAAGGUUGAACGGUCCUGCAAAGUUCAUAGUUGGACGAACUAUGCCGGAAUAUGUUUUGGGAGGUGCCGGUCACCCUUUACUUCCAUGGCUUAUUACUCCUUAUCCACAAGAUUUCGUUACUGCGAACAAUGAGUAUUUCACAAGGACGCCGCUGCAGGCGGCUUACAAUGCACGUCACGAGUCUGCUAGAGUCGUUGUCGACAAUGCCUUCGCUUACCUGAAGGGGGUGUGGCGAAUGCUUUACAAGGCGAACCGAAAUCCAAACACACCAAAACUCUCUAGUCUAGUUUUUGCAUGCUGCUUGCUCCAUAAUAUACUCCUCGACCGAGGUGAAGUGAUCGAUGAGAAGCUUUGGUUGAAUGGGCACCACGACGAAGGAUACUCAGCUCUUGUUGCCGAGCAAUAUGGAGACUCAGAUGGGUGGCAGUACAGAGAUAUGUUGACGGAGUUCUUAGCUCUCCACAACCGCCUUUAAGUAGACAGCACUCAAUCUCUGUCAUGGAGGAGGAGGAGAGCAUCUACCUUGCGUGAUCUGCUAUCUUCCAUAUCUUCAAGGCAGGCGACAAGGCCUCUGUGGUUUCCAUGUUACCACAUCGUACAUCCGGCAUCCGCUCUGUUUGCUCUGUAAUCUAAGUGCCCGCAUUGACUGGCGCCACCUGCAGCCAGUACACCACGUUGUCCACUUAGAUGCUCGGAAUUUCUCACGUGGUCCUACGGUCCUUUCUUCCGAUCUGAGCUCAUGAGUGCGGUUUUUAGGCCUUGGGAUAUUUGCAUUGCUUUGUGUGUAAAACCAAGAAACUUGGAUGUUCACGUAUUACUUAUGGAGAUAAUUUCCUUUGUGGCUAUUGGUAUUUGUGCA
This is a messenger RNA of Marchantia polymorpha subsp. ruderalis, 1793 nucleotides long. The record is from the annotation of a GenBank genome assembly. NCBI's taxonomy places the organism in Eukaryota, Viridiplantae, Streptophyta, Marchantiopsida, Marchantiales, Marchantiaceae.